ACAAUUUGCAUUGGAACAACUUUGUUUGGAAUUACGACUGCAUGCCUUGUAUUCUCAUUCACCUUGAGCCUUUAAGUGCUCAGGAACGACCCUCCGGGCCUUGUAUUCUCAUCCACCUUGAGCCUCAAGAACAACCCUGCUAGCUCCCACACCACACUUCAUACCAUCAAGCUCUUUUGGCUCUUCAAAUGAUCUGAAUCAUAUACAAAAUCUUCCCGUAAUCGAAUUAUUAGGUUAAUUUUGGCCUAAUUAAACUUAAAAAAUCAUUCCUUAAGUUUUGCAAAAGGCUUUUCUCGUUUCCAUUUUCCAAUAAAUACCUGCCACGUAUAUUAACUAAAAAAUACAUAAACAGGACGUCGUCGUUUGUAUGUAAACCUGGCCGUCGUUCAAGACGCGAGCUCUCUGCCACAAAGCCCUGAGUUCUGAGCUCCCACCAGAAACAAGAAGAAGAAAGAUGAAAAAGAAAGCUACGCAGUUUCAACUAAAUCCCAACUGGGCUCAAUUCCAAGAAGACCUCAAGAACCAGCCUAAGCCUUCAAGACCCUUUAGCAACUCUGACUCUAAAAUCCCUAAAGCCAUCUUGGGGAAAAGGAAAGAGAGGGUGGAUGAUUCUCCGUCUCUGUUGAAUGUUCUGGAACCUGUUAAUGAUGAUUGCAGUGUGACAGAUGAAAUAGGCAUGGAUUGUGAAAUGGUUGGUGUUGGUCUAGGAAAUAAAAGUGCGCUUGGACGAGUUACACUGAUAAAUAAAUGGGGGAACGUUAUAUACGAUGAGUUUGUUCGCCCAGUAGAACGCGUUGUUGAUUUCCGUACUCAAAUAAGUGGCAUUCGUUCCUGGGACUUGCGAAAAGCAAAGGAUUUUCGAAUAGUUCAGAAAAAUGUCGCUGAGCUGAUUAAAGGACGAAUUCUUGUGGGCCAUGCAUUGCGCAAUGAUCUGAAGGCAUUACUUCUGAGUCAUCCCAAGGAGGACAUGAGGGAUACAUCAGUGUAUCAACCCUUUAGGAGGGAGGAAGGAUCUGUAAGGGCGCUACGGCAUCUUGCAGCUGAGUUUCUUGGUGUUGAAAUCCAAAACGGGGAGCACUGUCCUGUAGAAGAUGCUCGUGCUGCAAUGCUGCUUUAUCAGAAAAACAGACAAGCAUGGGAAAAGAGCGUUAAACUUCAACUUAGUAUUAAAGAGAAGCAGAAGAAACGCGGCAAGGGAAAGAAGAAGCGAAAAGAGGGGCCUGAUUUGAAACGGGAUCAUGCAGAGUAAUUUUUUCCGGUUGACAGUUCGUUUGACUAUUUUGUAAGGUAGUCGAACCUAUUAAGCUCAAUUCAAUCAACAGACAGAACUACACAAAGCUCAUGGCUUAGUUAUUAAGAUUUCAAUUGAUCAAAAUUCUAGUUCUACCGUUUCUUCUCCUCCAUGGUGGAAAAUUUUGUUUGUUGUAAGCUAGACUAGUCUUCUUCAUAUGUCGUCUUUUGGAGAAAUCUGUGUAUCAAACAAGAUAGUUAUUGUAAAAUGGCUGCUGGUGUGUACCAGUACAAUUUUGUCCCUCUAAAUGUGCAUUUCAUCUUGCUAUAGAAAACGAGAAGCAGGUCUCUUUUUCUCUGGUUUUUUUUUUCUUCCCAAAAUCCUAUAAUAUUAGAUGCUGCAAUUUACAAACGAAAACCAUUAACUGAGAAAACUGUAGUAUUGAUAAAAUUUUAGUUUCUUUUGAGAAUGUGAUAGAAUCUUUAGUUUCAUAUGCUAAACUAAACACGUCGAUCAACCUUUAGUU
This is a messenger RNA of Fragaria vesca subsp. vesca, 1757 nucleotides long. Its product is annotated as RNA exonuclease 4-like. The coding region runs from base 455 to 1249 and encodes 264 amino acids. The transcript is spliced from 8 exons. Gene Ontology annotation, biological process: rRNA processing. Lineage: Eukaryota; Viridiplantae; Streptophyta; Magnoliopsida; Rosales; Rosaceae. The record is from RefSeq and is a predicted model, not a curated record. Gene Ontology annotation, molecular function: 3'-5' exonuclease activity; nucleic acid binding. Gene Ontology annotation, cellular component: nucleus.